CUGAGCUAAGCUUCUUCAGUAAAUCUCAAUUGUCAAAUAAAAACUCUGAAUCUAAAAGUUGCCAUUUUUAAAACCAGAGUCUAUUGGGAGAAUUGCAGAUUGGCUGGCACUGGAAGAGCUGAAGACGUAGGCAAAUCAGCGAUCAAACACAUUGUAAAAUGAGUGCAGGAGGUGCAUUUGGUGGGAAUAGAGGGCUGAGACCAGUGCCACCCGAGAAGGGCAUCUUCCCUUUGGAUCAUUUGCAUGAGUGUGACUUGGAGAAGAAAGAGUACCUCAGUUGCCUUAAAACUUCUGGUCAUAAAUCAGAAAAAUGUAGGCAAUUCUCCAAGAAAUACUUGCAGUGUCGAAUGGAAAAGAACUUGAUGGCAAAGCAGGACUUGUCGGAACUUGGAUUUGGGAAGUCAUCGGAGAUGGAAGCAUCAGUCGGAAAAGAACAUUCAGAAAAAUGAUAUAUUAAUGCGAAUUGCUAAUCAUCUCACAUCUCAACAAUAACUGAUCAAAGAUUUAUUGCACUAAGUUUUUUCCCCCUUGGGCUCAUAGGAA
This is a messenger RNA of Gossypium arboreum, 543 nucleotides long. RefSeq lists its product as uncharacterized. The record is from RefSeq and is a predicted model, not a curated record. NCBI's taxonomy places the organism in Eukaryota, Viridiplantae, Streptophyta, Magnoliopsida, Malvales, Malvaceae. The coding region runs from base 159 to 449 and encodes 96 amino acids. The transcript has 4 exons.